AUGAACAAAUCGACCGCGAGGUUACUUUUCCUCUUAUUGACUGGAUGUUUCUUGCAUAAAGUGAAAGGCCAACAGUGUAGUGUGACUGGUACUAACGGAAUAGCUGCCUGCCAGUGCAACUUUAUGGAGGCCUGUGAUGCACAGGGAAACCCGAAUCCCAACUUAGCACAAUACUUGCCAACAGGUGUGGAUCAGCUCGGGCUUGUCGAGCAAGGACAACGAAACCUAGCGUAUUUGUGUGAAGGUGGUGAUGCAGUAGGCAUUCUGUAUGACUGCAAUAACCGAGUUCCUCUGUAUGCGGCCACCGUGAUCAAUGGGGCCCAGUUGACUGGAAAGAGCCUCGGGGGUCGACCAAAAAUUGAAUUUUCACAAAGCAGCUUACUCGAUCCACGUUUUCAACAACAAAAUAACGAUUACGUAGAUGCUUUAAAGCGAAAACUUUGCUACACAACACAAAUAAGGAGUAAGGACUUAGUUGACGAGGACUGGUUAGGAGCAAGUGGACGCAGAAAACGUUUCAGGACUCCACUCUGUCCUGGAGGGUCAGUAGUCGAAACAUCAGUUCACCGCGGACACUUGAUUGCCUCACAAUAUGGCCGCAACAAUCAAGCAAAGAAAAGAGCAACUUUCACAUACACCAAUGCUGUCCCCCAGUUUGGAGUGUUUAAUUCGCACCCUUGGAGAGUCUGCGAGAGCCGACUCAUUCCAUGGGGAAAUCAAAACUGUGCUCAGGUGAAAGGUGCAACAAAUAUUCGGUUAUUCAUCGUGGUUGGUGCUGUCCCAUCGACAGUACAUGGAUCCCCGAAACGGCCGAGAUAUUUUGGCAAAAAGGGGUUCAGCGACUACAAAGACACUAUCGACGAUUACCGAGUGAACGUGCCUAGAGACAUGUGGACUGCUGCCUGCUGUACUUAUAGCGACAAAGGAACAUUGAAAUAUCGCAGCACGGCCUUCUGGAGAGAAAACAAUCCGGGAAACGCGCCAUGUAAUAGAGCAGACGUAGGUUACUUAACGAGAUGGUUGUCCCGAUGGAUUGCUGGUGGCACCGUGAGUUUCAAUAUAUUUCCGCAAACAUCUCAGUGCAACAAUAUUGGAAAUUAUAUCCCUCUGCCGUGA
Messenger RNA from Pocillopora meandrina, 1116 nucleotides. The record is from the annotation of a GenBank genome assembly. Lineage: Eukaryota; Metazoa; Cnidaria; Anthozoa; Scleractinia; Pocilloporidae.